AUGACGAAAGUAGCAUUUGCGAUAACCCAUGUUUGUGAGACCGAUAACCAUGAUCCUGAUGUUGUUCCUGCUCCUCCUGCUACACGACGAAGAAGAACCAUCACGGCGGGAACCACACCCCGUCGAAAUGCUGGUGAUGUAAUGGCUAUGAGACAAUUACGAGAAGAACACGAGAUGAGGGAUUUCGAUAGUAAAAUCCAAGGUACUGACGACGAAGAACCACCACGGCAGGUCAACCAUACCCGUCGAGUGCUGAUGUGA
Molecule: messenger RNA, 261 nt
Organism: Funneliformis mosseae
Lineage: Eukaryota; Fungi; Glomeromycota; Glomeromycetes; Glomerales; Glomeraceae
Source: the annotation of a GenBank genome assembly